This is a messenger RNA of Pristis pectinata (smalltooth sawfish), 6568 nucleotides long. It is a transcript of the gene nrg1, whose product is annotated as neuregulin 1. Gene Ontology annotation, biological process: animal organ development; cell differentiation; nervous system development. Gene Ontology annotation, molecular function: protein tyrosine kinase activator activity; chemorepellent activity. Lineage: Eukaryota; Metazoa; Chordata; Chondrichthyes; Rhinopristiformes; Pristidae. The transcript is spliced from 9 exons. The record is from RefSeq and is a predicted model, not a curated record. Bases 764 to 2809 code for a protein of 681 amino acids.
GCGUGUGUGUGUGUGUUGUGUGUGUGUGUUGUGUGUGAGCGUGUGUGUUCCGAUUUCAGGAAGACCUACCCUGUCAUGUGUGAUUAUGGGUGCGUAUAAGUGUGUGCGCAUAUAAGUGUGUGUGUGUGUGUGUGUGUGUGUGUGUGUGUGUGUGUGUGUGUGUGUGUGUGUGUGUGUGUGUGUGUGUGUGUAAAGUAGGAGGAGGAGGAAGCUCAGUUUGGCCUCUCCCUCUCUCUACCCCUCCUUCCCUGCCUCCCACCCUCUGAGUUGAGCAGCAUCCCUGUAACUAAUGACCUCGCUUCCACUGUGCACAGAAGAGAGGCACCUGCUGCUCCUUAAUGACUUCAGCUUUUCUCUGUCGCGAGCAGUGCAGAUACACUGAGAACAACAGCAUCCUGCUGCUGCCACUGCUGCUGGCUUGUGUGUGCUUCUCGUGAAGGUGUGGGGCCAGCCCCCCCCGUCCAGCUCUGCAGGUGAGAGAUUAGAGGGAGUAUCAAAAGACGUCUGAGUGAGAGUAAACGCCACUCCCUUCAUCCAGGGACUGGGCUGCUGAACCCAGGAAUGACUGAGCAUUUUGUGCCGAACUCCUUAAAUUCACUGGAAGGGGACUGAAACAGUAAGAGCUGCCACGCUGCCUCUCGUCCUUCCCCGAACAAACGAUGCUGUCGUCGUUGCCUGUCUGAUGGCUUGGCUCCCUGCUCCUCCCUGCCCUCACCCACUUGUUAUUUGAAAGGCUUCAGAGAGCAGCUAAUGCAGUAGAACGAUGACCGAGGAAGUGGGCUCAAGCUCCCCGGAACCCUCCACCCCUCCUUGUCCGACCCCAUCCGGCACGGCGGACAGUUCGACAGCCAGCCAGGUGGACGGGAAUGGCGCACUGGGACUGAGUGGUCUCAUUGCUACCUGCUGCAUCUGCAUGGAGGUGGAGCGUGUGCGAACUUGCUUGAACUCGGAGAAGAUCUGCAUCGUACCCAUCUUGGCUUGCCUGGUGAGCCUGGGGCUUUGCAUUGCUGGCCUCAAGUGGGUGUUCGUGGACAAGAUAUUUGAGUACGAACCUCUGACGCACCUUGAUCCCAAGCGCAUAGGGCAGGGUCCUAUAAUCUCUGCUGACCAAGCAACAGUGGCAGAAUGGCCUCCAUCAGCUGUCUUUACCACCGCCAUUCCGAUAUCCGAUUUGGGCCAGACACAGAAUACUCCUGAUGACCCUCUGGCGCUCACCUCAACACCCUUCACUACCCCUUCCUCACACCCCCCAACCUCCACUCCUUCCUUCCUAUCCUCCAUCAUUUUUGAGUCUUUCUCCCCAGAAACUGUAGUCACCAAAAGUCGUGAGGUGACAGAAUCGACAUCUGUAUCACUUCCCCAAAUGACCGAUACAAACCUCGUUAUUGCACCAGCGUUUACUACCACAUCACCAACACCCUGGUCAGGCCAUGCAAGGCCAUGCAACGAGAGCAAUCGGCACUACUGUGUGAACGGAGGACAGUGUUUCGUUAUCAAUGGUAUUAAUAAGCUCUCCUGUCAGUGUCCAAAUGAGUUUACUGGUGAUCGCUGCCAAAACUACGUAAUGGCCAGUUUCUACAAGCAUCUUGGAAUUGAAUUUAUGGAGGCUGAAGAGCUCUACCAGAAGCGAGUACUGACGAUUACUGGGAUCUGUAUUGCCGUCCUGGUGGUUGGCAUCAUGUGUGUGGUGGCAUACUGCAAAACAAAAAAACAGAGAAAAAAGUUGCAUGAUCGGCUAAGGCAGAGUCUCCGCUCUGAGCGAAACAACAUGGUAAACCUUGUAAAUGGACCCCAUCACGCAAACCCCCCAGCAGAAAAUGUUCAGCUAGCAAAUCAAUAUAUAUUGAAAAACCCUGGAUCCACUGAACACGUCAUUGAGAGGGAGACGGAGACCUCAUUCUCAACAAGUCACUACACAUCGACAGCCCAUCACUCCACUACGGUCACCCACACACCCAGCCAUAGCUGGAGUACAGGCCAGACGGAAAGUGUCAUCUCAGACAGUCACUCUGUGCUUGUGACAUCGUCGAUAGAAACCAGCAGGCAGACCAGCCCAGUCAAUCACAGAGGUCGCCUCAAUGGGGUGGCAGGUCGGCGGGAGAUGCUCAUCUGCGUGAGGAAUUCGCGGGAUACUCCAGACUCUCUUCGAGAUUCACCGCAUAGUGAAAGGUUUGUCUCCGCCAUGACCACCCCGGCCAGAAUGUCGCCCGUGGAUUUCCGGACCCCCGUGUCUCCAAAGUCGCCCGGUUCAGAGAUGUCGCCGCCAGUCUCCAGCCUGACGAUAUCCAUGCCCUCGGUGCCCAUCAGCCCUUCAAUCGAGGAAGAGAGGCCCCUUCUCCUGGUGACACCGCCCCGGCAGAGGGAAAAGAGGCAGGACGCUUACAGGCAGUACCGUGGUUCGGUCAGGGACAGCGCCAGCGUCCCAGCCAGCCCGCAGAGGGCAAUCGAGGACGACGAGUAUGAGACCACGCAGGAGUACGAGCUGGCCCUUGAGCCCCCCAAGAAAGGGGCCAGCAGCAAGAGGGGGAAAAGAACAAAGCUUAAUGGCCAAAUAUCACAUAAAGUGGAAAAUGAGAGUAAUCCAACCUCAAACAGCAAUAGCUCUGACAGCGAAACUGAAGAUGAAAGAAUAGGUGAAGAGACGCCAUUUCUGACCAUACAGAACCCCAUGUCAAUCAGUGGAGAAUCAGCCCCUGCAUACCGAUUGGCUGAGAACAGGACUAACUCUACCAAUAGGUACUCGGCACAGGAAGAGUUGCAAGUCAGGCUGACCAAUGUAAUGGCUAAUCAGGACCCAAUUGCCGUUUAACACCACAUCGAUGCACCAGUAAAACUUUAUUUUAUAUAAUGAAGUACUCCGGAUACUUUACUUUAAAUUAAACAUUUUAUUUUAUUUUAGCAGAAGAACCUUGCAGCUGGUAGAGAGUCUACAAGUUUUUAUAGAUUAAAAUAUAUAUAUGUAAAAAAAAAGUUAGCAUUCACAAUACUAACGUGCCAUAUGUAGCGUUUUUACAGUAUUUCAACACAGAAAGAUAUCAAUGGUGCCUUUAUGUUACUUUAUGCUGAGAACAAUUAGUGCAUCAGUUUCAAGCGACUUCUAUCAAGCCUUUGAUAAGAUGAGGGAUUUCCAUCAGAAUGUCCAAUCUAUUAGUUCUGGGCGAUAGAGCUUGGGGUUUCUGUGGUGUUCAGAGUGGGAUAUAACAAAUUGAUUGUCAGCAAUAGCAAGAUGGGAAUAAAACUUAAAAACACACACACGGGAGGGAGUGAAGAAGAUGUUUGGGGUUCUAAUCUUGCUCAGUAGUAUUUCACAGCUGUGAUUUCUGGUGGCACCUAACGUUUAUAAAAUUAAACAAAUUCUCCUAUAGAGAGAAACCUGAUCCAGAGACUUAGAGGGAAAAAGAAAUCAGAACCUUUGAGCACUCCCGCUGGUAAUUUAUCUCAUGAGGAAAUCUGUUGCAAGUAACUAACCACUUCACAUCCAGCUGUCUUUGAAGGUAAACUGAUGUAAAGAUUUUGCAAAAAUCAGAGCAUUAUAUAUGUGUGUGUGGGGGGACAGGAAGGUUAUUCACAGUUAGAUGAAAUUAGUUCCCUGAAGCUGCUUGCUUUGACUGAGGACAGGCAGUUUAUUUGGUGUUUUUUUGCUGGGUCCACACCGUAUUCUGCAAAGCAGCCUUUUUGAGAAGCCAACACAGUAUUUCCACCCCUAUCCCCUUUCUCCCCCUUUCUAUCAGACAUCAGUAUAGAUCUCAGCUGAAUCUGUCUGCUUCACUUGGAGGAGUCUGGGGUGAACUUUGAGCUGCACAGUUAGCUGAGUUGCUGUUGGAACAACAAAGAAAGAUCAGGAGUGAGUCACUCAGAAUGAAUAGUGUCUUCCAUUCCACCAUUUGCUAAUGAGAGGACAAAGGAUUGUGGCUGAUGGCUUGUAUUCUGGAGUAUACUGGGAACCUACAGUUGGUCCCCACUUUAGGAUUCAGUAAUGGUACCUAAUCACUUAGAACCAUGCGUUAUACAUUCUUCUUGUCAUCAGCUUAGUGCCAUCAGCUAUAAUGAAAACAGAUCUCUGUGUCAUGCAGUAUUUACCUCCCAUGAACUGACACUGUGGCAGUGUUAAUCCUUUAACGUAACACCAAUCGGAGGAGCAGAUGACUGCACAUAGAAGUUCAAAAUACAAAGCAUUGAACCUGCAUCUAGCAAAAGGACAAAGUUUCUGAUAUCUUCCUGUGUUUGUGAAACAGACGCAUUUAAAACCUCUUUCAAAUAAACUUUUUUUUCUGUUUAAUUGUGUACUUCAUUAUCACUCCGGUCAAUGUAGCUGCAACAGUUUCAGUUCCUUCUUUGCAAUAAAGAAAGCCGGAUGCCUCCUGAAUUCUCAAUAUCAUAACUCUCUGAUUUUAAGGCUUUACGAGUUCAACUGUUCAAAAUCCAGGGAAAGCCCAGAGGGUAUUGCGCUGUCAAAUCAGUUCUUUGAACUUCCUGAAGAUCUGAAUUAUUCAAAAUUGCAAUCGAAUGUUUCUAAUCAGCACGGGUUCAUUCUAUCAUUAUGACAGAGAUGUGCCAGAUAUGUCAAGUGUGUCAUCUACUUGUCAACCCCAUGUUUUCAUUACCUUUAUUGUUGCAUCUUUUUAAAUCACUGAGUGCAUGUUAAUUAUACAGAAGCAGGGUUGUGCGAUGUUAACCCACUUGUGACACCAAUGGCAUGUCUGUGGCUUUGUAAUGAAAAAGGAUAGUAAUAUUUGACAGCUAUUCAAAGCAUCUGGUUCGGCUAGACAUUUUUCACAUUCCUUAUCACGGUUUCAAAUUAAUCUGUAUGAUACACCUUUUGAAACUUGCAAAGAUGAAAUAUUUGGUGCACUUUCCCAUGUGCAGAGGGAUAGGAGCUUCCUAGCUGAUUAUGCAAGAAGGGAGAUGUGUUAGAAAUCAGUUAAAGUGGCUCAGCUUUGGAUAUUCAAUAAGGGCGCUCAGUUUCUAAUUUGUUCUAAACUUCAGACCAGACAAACUCAGGUGCCCAGCAAUUAGUGGAAAAUGCAGCCUCACAUCAGUUCCCCCAUCCUCUGGAAAAGAACUCCCUUCAGGGAAAAGUAAGUGGUUUGAUUUUGUUUAACACCAAACUCAUCCUUCACCGUGGUGAAAAUGAACUUUACGUCCACUACAUGAGACCUUUCACAAGAAGUAGUUUCCAGUGGGUUACACAAAAUGAAAACAGUAGGGGUACACUCAAACACUGUCUUUCCCCUUGUGGUCGGGGUUGGAGGAAGUCUGUUGUGAAAUUAAAUGGGAGUUUUGCUGAGGUGCUUCUAAUCAAAUGUUUCUGUUACUUUCAAUUUGCAAAUAUUGAAGCACCAUUGAGAUAUAAAUGAUCGUACUAAGUGUUAACUCUUAUGGCAUACAAUGCGCAUGCUAUAAUCCUAAUCUGCCAGGUACACACGCAUGUGAUGUUAUAAUCGUCCUUUCUAAAUGUGCAUGAGAUAUAAACAAUGUACAGAAAUCAGCUUUUGGUUGAAUCAAAUGCUGUUUACACCUUUUGACUGCACCCCUACAGUUUUCAACAGUAUUCUGACAGCUUUUCAUAACUCAUUGAACACAUUACCCACAUUUUCAGCUGGUAUUAUUUAGAGACACACGCUUACUACGCAGCUAUAUAUUCAGAUAGGACACUGGGAUGUGCAAAAUUGCUGAUACAAUGGCCAGAUUGCUUUAAACAGGUAGCAUCUAAAGGAAGACAGUUUUUGAGCAUGUCACAGACAAACGGCUUCUUUGCAAAAAUCACUCCAACUGACUUGGAACUAAAAACAGAGAGAACAAAAUAAAAGCUGGGGUGGGAGGAGGGAUGGGGAAAAGUAGAAGUGGAUGUAGACCAAAAUGAAAAGAACAUAUUCUGAACCUUAAUGGUGGCUUAUUGACUGGUCAUUUCCAUAAGAUUGGUUUACAGAAGCUAAGCCCACAAGUUCCAAGAGUAAGAUGAGACUCUAUAUUCAGACCAGAGGAUGCUUGAUGCCUGCAACCAUUUGUCUGUAUUUUGGCACUCCCCGAUUUUUAUUUUAAUUGUUUUAUUUUUGUAUGUAUGCAGGGGAGAGAGAGGUAAGACUAUGUAAGGAACCAAAGCAUUUCCUUUGGUAGUGGCUUUAUUUGUCCUGUACCUGUUAUUAAUAAUGAACAUCCCUGUGAAAACUGUCCAAUGUCGCUCUGUGAAUAUCAUGGCAGUAGAAUUAUUAUUUAUAUCACAACUUUAUGGCAUUCAGUGAAUUUUGUUUCAUUUUUAUUUUGUAAAAUAACCUCUGAAAAAUAUAUGUUCUAUGUUUCACAUUUUUUUCUGAUUUUUUUUUGUUUUUUUAAAAAAAAUUAAAAACAUAUAAAAAGGUAAUUUAUUGUCAAGUAUAAAGGCUAUAUCUUUCUUGUGAAGAGAAUAUAAUCCGCAUCUAAUUGUUAGAUGCUGCAAAUCCAGUAUGUGCAAAUUGCAAAACACCUUGAUGCAUUUUCGUUUUUGAUUUCAAUGUGGCUUUCUAAGAAAAAACCCUGCGAGUUAUAUUUCACUUCAGCUGAGGACUGAAUUUGUAACUGAUGGAACAAG